This is a messenger RNA of Cyphellophora europaea CBS 101466, 2019 nucleotides long. RefSeq lists its product as uncharacterized. Gene Ontology annotation, biological process: DNA repair; DNA replication. Gene Ontology annotation, cellular component: Slx1-Slx4 complex; nucleus. Lineage: Eukaryota; Fungi; Ascomycota; Eurotiomycetes; Chaetothyriales; Cyphellophoraceae. Bases 1 to 2019 code for a protein of 672 amino acids. The transcript has a single exon. The record is from RefSeq and is a predicted model, not a curated record.
AUGUCGAAUACGGAUCAGCGUGCUGUUGAGCAGCAUAACCACCCAGCAACCCCACAUCUGCAAACCAAAGCUGUACCUCGCCGCAGUGACUGGACCCCAAUCAAAGACGACGAUGUGUCUGUUCUGGCUUUAGCAUUCGGGCACGCUGCUCCGAAAGAGGAUCUCAUGAGCAAUUUCGGUUUCAACAUUGCGAAAUCCGGUCGCGCCAGCAGCGACGUGUUUGUUGCUGGCGCUGAUAUUGCUAAGAGGAGACGCAUUGACCUUGUUGAGGGCGUUGGCCCUGCUCCUGUUCGGAAAGGGGCUGCGGGUGCGCCUGCAAAGAAGAAGUCCAAAACAGCUCCAAAAAAGCCGAAAACAAUUACCGAUCUCGUGACCUCUCAUCAUCAAGUCCGAGGCAAGGGCAACUCACCCAUGGCCGAAUUCUUGGUGUCAACGCAAGUUCGAGCCCGGGAGACUGUACCCGAAGACAAUAUCGAGGUUGCGACAACGUCCACCAAAAUAAAGGCGGCCGCCGGGAGGCCUCAUGGUCGCAAGCCGACACUCUUGUCACCUCUAUCAGCCAUGAAGGCAUUUGAACAGCAACAGGCGGUCUUUGGCACUGCCAGCCAGCUCGUGAGAGACGACGCGCUGGUAGAAAUGGAACUCAGCUCAGACCCGAUGUCUCCUCAGCGCACUCAACCGACGUCAAUUGGGUCCGUCACUCCUCAAACCAAUCGUGGCAGUACUCGGUUCAUGAAAACCCGCAACUUGUGGAGUGCUGGUGAUAGGGACGAAGAUAAUGCACUUCUUCAUACGGAUGUUGUUGAUCUUCAUAGUACGCCACAUGUUCGAGCUGCUCUCGCUGGCAAGGACGCUCUCAUUGAGACUGAUUGGAGAAGUAAGGGCCCCCCUGCCGCUCAGUCGUCUAGCUCGCUGCCGAAUGCCAUUCGUGCUGGCAUGCUUGGAGACGUGGAUGUUCUGAGCAGCCCAAGAAUUCAUAGUCGAUUGGAAUCAGUACCAGGCUCGUAUCGACCCUACAGUACGUCAAGGGCUGUGCAGGCGAUCCAUGCAUCAGAUGCUGCUGAGUCGAAAGAAGGAGUGGACGCACAGGAAACUGCUGCCGCUCAGCCCCAGGAUAAGCCAAGUUAUGCCGGGAUGCACAUAACGGAUUUGCAGAAACUUGUCAAGAAUUACGGAUUCAAGGCAAUCAAAAGUCGCCAGAAGAUGAUAGAUCUUCUCGACAAGUGCUGGGAAGAAAAGGAGAUGCGACGUCUUGCGAAGAAUCGGCCCCCAGAAGCAACACAGUCGGUGGCUCCGAAACAGAGUGAUUUUAUCAGUAAUGUUCAUGAUCUUUCGAACCGUCUGGUACCAAAGACCAAGACCGUCAAGAAGCCUCGCGCGGCCGCCAGAACGAAGACGCCGGCAAAGGAGCCAAGGGAGCCAAAGAAGCGAAAGAAAGCGUCGACGGAGGCAAGCGCAUCGGUGGAGAGCCCGAAGCCGAAGCCUCAGAAGAGGAAGCCAAAAGCUGCCCUCUCAGAGGAGCGUAUAGUCGAUGUUGAUGACAUACAAGACGAUGACUUCACGACCUUGAACGACUUACCUGAAGAUAAGCGCAAGCUGCGGGGAGCAGCACGGCCACCAACUCCCCCAGCGACAUUGCCUGCUGCACAUGAGGACGGUCCUCAGACGCAGAAUUCCAAAAGCCAUAGCCUUGGCCAUGAUGUCGGCCAUCCUCCCAUCGUCGGUCCGGAGAUCGGAGAGCAGAUCCAUUCUGCUAUCCUUCAUCAGUCAGAGGAGGCUGCUGCCGACGAGGAGAGGAAUCAUGCCCAGCAUCCGACAUGGCAUGAAAAGAUGUUGAUGUAUGAUCCCAUUGUUAUUGAAGACUUGGCCAGGUGGCUCAACGCUGAAGGCCUUGACAAGGUCCAUGAGGACCGAGAAGUCACAGUCAUCGAAGUGCGUGACUGGUGUGAGAGCAAAGGCAUAUGUUGUAUGUGGAAAGGUGGGUGGAGAGGUCAAGCGUCUAAGGGAGGUGCAGAGUGA